GGCGGCGCCAGCGGACACCGGAGCGGGCAGGAGCAGCGGCCGCGGCGCCGCAGGGACCAGCGGGCCCAGGAUCUGCUGUGCUGUGUGACCUCCUCAGGCUGCUGGACCUCUCUGAGCCCAAGAAGGAAGAGAGGGGCUAAGAGGUGCCCCUCCCAGGAAGUGCUAUUCUAAGGAUCCUUCAGACCUGAACGGGAGGGGCUAGGGCACACCAGGCCAUAGUUUGAUUUUAGAGUUUAGGGAGUGGCGAUUUUCCCGUUCAGCUUCUGGAUUUUGUAUUUUUGUGUCCCACCUGGGCUGCAAGACCCUUCCUCCCUGGGGCGGCUAUUGGGAAUCAGUGCCCUGAUUUGCAAAUUGUGGUUCUCAGAUUCCCAGCCUCAGGAUCCCAUUUAUGGCAGGUGAGGAGAGCAGCCCUGUAAUACAAGUUCCAGCUGGAUGCGGUGUCUCACACCUGGAAUCCCAGCACUUUGGGAGCCCGAGGCGAGAGGAGCACCUGAGGUCAGGAGUUCAAGACCAGCCUGGCCAACAUGGCGAAACCCCGUCUCUACUGAAAAUACAAAAAUUAGCCGGGUGUGGUGGUGCAUGCCUGUAAUCCCAGCUACUCUGGAGGCUGAGGCAGGAGAAUUGCUUGAACCGAGGAGGCAGAGGUUGCAGUGAGCCGAGAUUGCACCACUGAACUCCAACCUGGGCAACAGAGCAAGACUUGGUUUUAAAAAAAAUAAGAAGGCCAGGUGCAGUGGCUCACGCCUGUAACCCCAGCACUUUGGGAGGCCGAGGUGGGUGGAUCACCUGAGGUCAGGAGUUCAAGACCUGCCUGACCAACAUGGAGAAACCCUGCCUCUACUAAAAAUAUAAAAUUAGCCGGGCUUUGUGGUGCAUGCCUGUAAUCCUAGCUACUUGGGAGGCUGAGGCAAGAGAAUAGCUUGAACCCGGGAGGUGGAGGUUGCGGCGAGCCAAGAUUGUGCCAUUGCACUCCAGCCUGGGCAGCAAGAGCGAAACUCUGUCUAAAAAUAAAUAAAUAAAUAAGAAGAAUAAAAUAAAAUACGAGUUCCCAGGGCCGUUGCCCUGGCCGACCGAUUCAUCACACCUAGGGCUGCGGCCCUGACAUAUGCAUCUUAAACACCCGACCAUGUGCGGCUUCCAUGAGGAUUGGCCAUCUCUGGGUUGGCGGAAGAGCAGGGGACCCAUGGUUGUUGGAGACGGGCACCGUUUGAGCCACCAAACAGGCUCAGGGUGGCAUGAUGGCUCGGCAAGGUCUCAGAGCCAGGCAGGCUCGGUCUGGGGUUCUUGCAGCUGGCACCAGCCCUCCCGGCCCCGGCCGCCCACCCGCCGCGGGGAAGAUGCCGGAACAGAGUAACGAUUACCGCGUGGUGGUGUUCGGGGCGGGCGGCGUGGGCAAGAGCUCGCUGGUGCUGCGCUUCGUGAAGGGCACGUUCCGCGACACCUACAUCCCCACCAUCGAGGACACCUACCGGCAGGUGAUCAGCUGCGACAAGAGCGUGUGCACGCUGCAGAUCACAGACACCACCGGCAGCCACCAGUUCCCGGCCAUGCAGCGCCUGUCCAUCUCCAAGGGCCACGCCUUCAUCCUGGUGUUCUCCGUCACCAGCAAGCAGUCGCUGGAGGAGCUGGGGCCCAUCUACAAGCUCAUCGUGCAGAUCAAGGGCAGCGUGGAGGACAUCCCCGUGAUGCUCGUGGGCAACAAGUGCGAUGAGACGCAGCGGGAGGUGGACACGCGCGAGGCGCAGGCGGUGGCCCAGGAGUGGAAGUGCGCUUUCAUGGAGACCUCGGCCAAGAUGAACUACAACGUCAAGGAGCUCUUCCAGGAGCUGCUGACGCUGGAGACGCGCCGGAACAUGAGCCUCAACAUCGACGGCAAGCGCUCCGGGAAGCAGAAGAGGACAGACCGCGUCAAGGGCAAAUGCACCCUCAUGUGAGCCCGGAACGCCCGCCUGCCCGCCGCCCACCCCCACUGACCCCCGCUGCCUCCCCCAACACCGACACCCUCCUCGGCCUCCUCCUCUUCUCUCAUCCUUCCUCCGACACCUCGGCUGGGGAAACCGAGGCCACCGCCCCCCCCUCCGCUGCCCCUGCCCACCCCGAGGCAGGGCUGGGGCUUUUCUUCCUCCCCUGCUCUCUCUCCACCCUCCUGUUCUGUCUGUACCCUCCAAAACCAAGAGCCGGAGGUGGCCCCCUUGUCCUGCAGAUGGGAAAACAGGAUGGGGAGCUGGCAAGAGGAGCUGCUUGUUCCCACCAGGACCAGAGGAGGCUGCGUUUCCCCGUUUCCAUCUCUUUCCCUGGGGUGUCCCCAGCCAGACCUGCGCGUCCUGUCCCUCACAUUUGAUCACUGUGACCUUCUGGGGGAGGGGGGAGUUGAAAAUGCACAUCGGCCUCAGAUAUUUUUUUCUUUUUUCUCCUAUUUGGUGUUAACAUACACCCAAGCCCACCCGGCCCGUCGUGACCUCUGAUCUGUGCCCACUCCUCCGGUUCCAGACGCACCUCUCUCCUCUGUCUUCACAGUGGGGUGUGGGGCCCGUGGGAUGGGCCUCAGGCCACCAGGCAAUAACCACAGGGCCUGCAGCAGUGCCCCUGCCAGCCCCGAAUCCCACCCCCGGGACCAGCCACAUCCACAGCACAACUGCCCCGCUGGAGAGGCACCAUGGGCGUGGAGGGGCUUCCCGGACACCGCCCACCCGGGACCCGCCUCUUCCACCAAGACAGAGACGUUAGCAACGCAUGGCGGGUGGGGACCUGGGGUGCUCAGGAGGGGGUACCCGGGGCCCCGGCCAGAGAUACAUCAAUUACACCCCCGUGGGGGGACAGCCGAUGGGAGCCAGCACCAGCAGGAUCCGAGGGCGCCCCGGACAGAGGUCUGCCCCACCCACUUCCUCCCCACCACCUGUGCCCCAGAGAGCAGGGCCUGCCCGGGAAGGUGGCGUCCUGGAGUCGAGUGUACCUGCAGCCAUGAGGUUCUGGGUGUUUUUUGAGAGAGUCUGAGUGACACCACACUCGUGUGACCCCACAGGGUUGUGUCCAACAUACACGGAAGUGGCUAUGGAAUGGUGUAUUUGUGCAACCUGGGGUGCGCGGAUGGGUGACUUGUAUCUAAGUGCAUCUGCGUGUAUACCUGUGUGUGUCUGUCUGGGAUGAUAUGUUUUUGUGGCAGUCUGUGUGUGUAAUAGUGGUGUAGGGUAUACAGAGAGGUGGGUAGUUGUAGAUACCUGUGUGUGGUUGUCAGCAAGACUGGAUAUGUGUGAGGUGUCUGUGUGAAUCUUUGUGCCUGUAUGAGCAUGACUAUAUUUUGGGGAGUGGGUGAUAUGGUUUAUCUGAGAGCAUUUAUCUGUAAAUAUGUUUGUCCUGAUUGAGGGACACGAUCUGUGUUCCACUCUAUAGCAACAUGACUCUAGCAAUGUGACUUUCGGUUCCAAAUCUGUAUCAGUCAGCUACUGCUGUGUAACAAAUGACCACAAAUGUAGCAACCAGAAACAACACAUGCUUAUUAUCUCAUAGAUUCUGUGGGUCAAGAGCCUGGGUGCAGGUUGGCUGGGUCCUCUACUUGGGAUCUCAGGAGGCUGCAAUCAAAGCAUUCGCCAGGCAGAGGUCUCAUCUGAAGGCCUGAUCGGGGAAGGAUUUGCUUCUUAGAAGCUCAUGUGGUUGUUGCAGCAUUCAGUUCCUUGCUGUUGCAAGACUGAAGGCCUCAGUUCCUCGCUGGCUGUUGGCUGGAAGCUGCCCUUUGUUCUGUACCAUGUGGGUCUCUCCACAGCGGGGCUCGGAGCAUGGCAGCUAAGUUAGUGAGGGAAGGUGAGAUGGAGGUUUUGGUCUUAUUGGGUGUGAGGAAGCAACGUGUGUGUGUGCGCACGCCCUUUUGUGCAGUGAGAGAGAGAGAGAGAUUGCACACAUGUGUCUCUGUAGUCAUGUGGCCAGGUGGGACUAUGUAGGUAACAGAUUGCUCGUGUCUGAUUUGGUACAAGCAUGUUUGUUUUCCUCUGUGUUCGUGUGAGUGUUUACUCAACAAAUGUUUAUUGGACACACUCAGAGAGAGGGAGUGUGCACACGUGCGUGUGUGUUGCUAUCCAGCACGUGGACCGGGCUCCCAGAAGAGCUGGCAUUGUGUCUGAGCAGAGCUGGGUCCCCCCAAAACUUGGGCUGGCCCAGGGCCCACCAGCAGCUGAUGUUGCCUCCUCUCCUGUCCUGGCAGUAGCUUCUGGGUUCUGAAGGUGCCGGAGAGAGUGAGGCUGGGCAGGGGUCUGCGGCCCUUUCUCAGGGACACACCCUGAUAGCACAAUCUCCUUGGGGCCCUGCCCACCUCCAGGCCUCUCCCACCUCAGGCCCUGCCCGACCCUGGGGAGAGAGGGCAUCUGCAAUAGGAGGGGACCCGAGCCUGUCCUGGCUGCUGGCCCAUCCUGCCUGGGCAUCCCUGGUGCUGGGGACUGUGCCAGGCCAUGCUUGCUGUGACUCCGCCCCUGCCCCCUCUCCCCCCGCAUGUGGGUGCCCCCACUCCCCCAUCGUGGGGUCUGUGUAGCCUUCGCUCUAGACAUAGUCUUCCUGCAAUAAAAAAGUGGAUCCUGCAUUCCCCACCA
Messenger RNA from Homo sapiens (human), 4577 nucleotides. RefSeq names its product DIRAS family GTPase 1 (gene DIRAS1). Gene Ontology annotation, biological process: signal transduction. The record is from RefSeq and is a predicted model, not a curated record. The coding region runs from base 1236 to 1934 and encodes 232 amino acids. Gene Ontology annotation, cellular component: membrane; plasma membrane. The transcript is spliced from 3 exons. NCBI's taxonomy places the organism in Eukaryota, Metazoa, Chordata, Mammalia, Primates, Hominidae. Gene Ontology annotation, molecular function: GTP binding; GTPase activity.